This is a messenger RNA of Paramecium pentaurelia, 513 nucleotides long. The record is from the annotation of a GenBank genome assembly. Lineage: Eukaryota; Ciliophora; Oligohymenophorea; Peniculida; Parameciidae.
AUGUUGAACUUAAAUCAAGAUUAAUUUGAGUAAAAAAAUCCAUUUCUAUGUGUUGAAUGUGCAUAAGAUCUUUUAACAAGAGGUGAUAAGGCUGUUUCAAAUACAAUAUCAUUAAUGAAGGCAGAAGAAAAAUGGAAUGAGUAUAUUAAAGAGUAAAUGGAAAAAAGAUCAUAAAGAUAAUCAAGACUUAAUUAAGCUAUUGCAUUUAUUAAAAAAUUUUAGGAGAAAUAAAAUUCAGAAUUGAAUAAAAUGAUAUAAUCUCUUAAUGAACAAUUAAAAAAAUAACCUAAAGAAUAUGAAGAACUUAUGAAAUUAAAAAAUACACAUCUAUUAACAUAAAAUAAAUAGAACCGUCUUGAAAUAAUUAAAAUGCUUGUUUUGACAAAUAAUAAUAAAAAAAUUGAUGAAGAUUAAGAAUUCUUUUAGAUUCAAAAGAGAGUACUAGAUGAGUUAAUUAAAGAAAAUCGUUUAGAUUAAGAUUAAAUAUAAGGGCUCUAGAACUAUGAAUAAUGA